Molecule: messenger RNA, 2200 nt
Organism: Asparagus officinalis (garden asparagus)
Lineage: Eukaryota; Viridiplantae; Streptophyta; Magnoliopsida; Asparagales; Asparagaceae
Product: titin homolog
Exons: 7
Coding region: 20-1885 (621 amino acids)
Biological process (GO): chromatin remodeling
Cellular component (GO): Ino80 complex
Source: RefSeq, a predicted model, not a curated record
AGAAAAAUGAUUGGAAAAUAUGGCGAUAGCCCUCCGCUCCACCUCCAUCGAGCAUGAACAACAGCAACUCCGAGUCCAAAAGACCCGCCUUUUGGGCCGCAAACAGGCCCAACAUCAAACCCUAACCCUACUUUUAUUCCUCUCUCCUCUCUUCGCCCAAUCUCUCCCAAUCCUCUCCCGUCGUUUGCGACCAAGCUUUUUGGCUCGUAAAUUGGAAUUCUUUGCAAUGGAGGGCUUUGGGGCUUCUCCUAACUUCAAGAAGAAGAGAAGAAGUGCAACUUCAAGAAGGCCUCGUCCAGAUUCACAGUUUGUAGUCGAGGGUACAAGGGAUGGGUCCUCUCAUUCAUCAACACCUUCUUCUGAUAAUGGAAGCAAACCGUCUCUUGAUGAAAAUCCAGCCUACGCUCCAAGAACUACAUCGGUGAACAAUAUUGAGGGUUCCGGCAGUUUGCGAAAGAUUAGGAAAGAGGAUAGGAAGUAUGGAGAUAUUAGCGGGUUUUAUGAGAGUAAUAGGAGUUCGAGAGGAUGUCAACCUGGAGACGGGUUGGAUUCUAAGAGGUCUAGCGAAGGUGUUCUUGCUCCGGCAAACUGGAAGAGUUCGGGGACUGAGAACAGGCUGAAGAAGGUGAAGCUGAAGGUUGGUGGAGUUACUCGAACUUUCCACCCGAAAUCGAUUUCUGAGCAUGAUGUUAGUGGUGUUUACACUUCUAAGCCUUCGGGCGCUGGGGAUGCCUCUAGGCCUCAUCGGCAAAAGUUGAUCCUUCAGGAUAAUUCAGAUGAUGAUCACGCUCCCGCAGAGAGUGCGGAUGGCUUGCAAGGGGGUAUCUAUGGAGAAGGGUGUUUACCUCGGGGGCCAAAGGAUCAGGGCAUAUUAUUUGAAGAAAGUUCAUAUGGAAAACAAAUGCCCAUUUCUGAGCCUGUUCGAAAGAGUAAAAGGGUUCCUAAGAGGCGAGUUUUAGAUGGUGCACUUGAUGAGGGUAAUGAAGAUGAUGAGAUCCGGUAUCUCGAGAAACUCAAGGCUUCAAAGGUUUCCACUGAUAACUCUGAGUUUGAGGAUGAUGGAGAGGAAAGUGUCAAGAAAAAGAGUAUCACGAAGGUUUCUAUUUCUAAGAGCAAAAAGGUUGCAUAUCAUCUGGAUGAAGACUAUGGCUCAUCGCGAUCAGCCAAGGAUAGCCGGAAAAAGUCAAGAACGGUAAAGGAAUUUGUUGACAAUGAUUAUAUUGAAGAGGAUGAGCUUGGUUCUGAAGAUGGGAUCGAAGACUCAAGGAAGAAGCUAAGGAAGGAAUCUUUAGACACCUUGCCUGAUGCCAGAUCAGAACCUCUUACAACACGUCAGCGAGCUCUUCAGUCAGGCAAAGGUGCUUCUCUUGGAGAGAGUUUGGUUGAGUUCCCUAAUGGAUUACCACCUGCUCCCCCUAGAAAGCAAAAGGAGAAGCUUUCCGAAGUGGAGCAGCAGGCAAAGAAAGCCGAGGCUGCUCAGAGGCGUAGAAUGCAAGUUGAGAAGGCUGCUAGGGAAUCUGAGGCUGAGGCAAUAAGGAAAAUUUUGGGCCAGGAUUCUAACAGGAAGAAGAAGGAAGAGAAGUUGCGGAAAGAGCGUGAUCAGUUGGCACAGAAAAGAGCUGCUGAAUCUUUGGUGUUGGCAUCAAACUCUAUCAGAUGUGUCAUGGGGCCCACAAGUACCAUUGUCACGUUUGGUGAAGAUGUUGGUCUCCCAAGUAUAUUCGAGGCCAAGCCAUCCAGUUAUCCUCCUGCACGAGAGAAAUGUGCUGCCCCUUCUUGUCAAAAUACAUACAAAUACCGGGAUUCAAAAUCAAAUCUUCCAUUAUGCAGUUUACAGUGCUACAAAACCGUUCAAGGAAGUUCUCAGACGAUAUCAACAUGGUGAUGUUUGCUGCCAUUGUGUGUUCUGAAAUUUUGGAGGAGAUGCUAAUCAAACCAGUUUAUUGCAAUAUUUGUAUGAUCCUUUCACAAUGGUGGGGGAAUGUUGUUUGUUCAUUAAACUGGAAGAUAGAAACCAAGAGGGCUUUUUGCACACUCAAGCCUCACAUUGCAACGGAGACUUGCAACUAUGGUUGCAAUUGCAACUGGUGAGUUGCAAUGAAACAAUCACAUGUAAUGUAAUCGGCAAAAUUAACUAGUUUCAUAUAACUGUAAUUGCAACUAGUGCUAAUGGACUCUCGGUGCAUCUCUUCUCAUUUUA